AUGCAACAGAUAAACAGAGGCAUAGAAGCCAAAACAACAGGGGAACUGUUAGGUGGAGUGGUGAGUAAACUGACCAAGUUUGAGACUUGGUUAAAUAAAGGAAAAGAAGAUGACCAAGAAGUCAAUCUGAAUUCCCUCAAGGAACUGGAACGUGAGAUGGUACUUCAGGUACUGUACCGGGAUCAGGUGGUGCAAAAGGUUGAGGAGGAGAGGAUAAGGAAACUGAAAUUGCACCUGCAGGAUCUUAGAUGGAGACCAGCAAAGAACACAAAUCAGGAAUACAAAGAGAAAUCCUGUGCACGAUGCCAGAAAUCUCUGGGCUCUGUGAUAAACCGAGGAGGUGUAUGCCAGGGCUGCAGCCAUCGAGUAUGUUCUGAGUGUCGGGUCUUCCUGAAGAAAACCUACAUGUGGAAAUGUACCGUCUGCUUUGCAGAUGGAGAUGUAAAAAUAAAAACUGGAGAGUGGUUCUUUGAGGAACGAGCCAAGAAAUUUCCAGCUGAAAGCAAACAUGAAACAGCUGGUGCAAAGCUCUUGAAAUCUUAUCAGAAACUGAGCAAAAUUUCCGUGGUUCCUCCCACUCCACCUCCUGUCAGUGAGAGCCAUUGUGAAUCCAACACAGGGGAACUUGGUCAGCUUAAAGGAUUUAAUAAAUCGAUGGAAAAUUUGUUUUUGUCUCUUACCACACACAUAAAAAAAAUCUCCAAGUCCCAGAAUGACAUGACUUCUGACAAACAUCUUCUAACAACCAAUUACAGGGAGGGUAUGGACCGGAAGGAGAGAAGGAGCCAGUCUGACACUGCCAUCAACUUGACAACCAGGACUGUCAGCUUAACAGAUCAUCUUAGACUUGUCAACCAAGAGGAUGAUGAAAGCUUUAUUAAUCCCAUCUUGCAGCAAGAAAAUAUUUUACCAGUUACUUCUACUCAUAGCAUCAUGUUCUGUGAUGGCAUCAAACGUGGAAGUUUGACGAGCAUUAGCAGCACUUGUACAGAGGUGGGCAGUUUUGACAAUGCUAAUGUUACUGGUGAAAUACUAUUUGCCAUUAAGUAUGACUUUAAGGCCUCUACAUUAGAAAUCUGCAUCAAAGCCUGUAGAAACCUAGCCUUUGGAGAUGAAAAGAAGAAAAAAUGCAAUCCCUAUAUAAAGACCUAUCUGCUACCCGAUAAAGGCUCUCAGGCCAAGAGGAAGACAAGUAUCAAAAAGAACACCGUGGAUCCUCUCUUUCAUGAGACUUUGAAGUAUCGUGUGGAGUAUUCCCAGCUGCAGACCCGGCUGCUCCAGGUCUCCGUGUGGCACUUGGGAACACUCACCCGGAAGAUGUUUCUGGGAGAAGUUUUGAUUCCUCUGGCUUCCUGGAACUUUGAAGACAGUAAUGCACAAUCAUUCCACUGGUAUCAGCUCAAAGCUAAGCAUCACAGAAUCGCAGACUCUCAGAGUUGGAAGAGAACUCAGAAGCUGUCUAGUCCAACCUAUACCUGAAGAAUGUCCUCUCAAACACACAUAGCCUGCGAGUGCUCAUUCGGCCUUGCUUCAAGAGCUCCAGGAAUGGGGAAGCCAUUCCACCCAAGGCUGCCCACCCAUUUCCACCUUGACGUUGUUGUUCUGUUUGCUGGGGCUUUUCCCCCAACAUCAAGCCUAAAUCAGGCUUUCUGCACCUUGCGUCCAGUGUUUAUAAUUUUACUCUCUGAGGUCAAGUAGAGCAAGUGACAGCCUUCUGAUACUCAAAGAUAGCUACCCUAUCUCCUCCUGCCUUCUCUUCUUCAAGUUAAACAUCCCUGGUUCCUUCAAUUGACCCUCAUAUGAUAUGACCUUGUAGCCGUUCAUCAUUCUGCUUCCCCUCUUCUGGAUGUGCCUGUCAAUGUCCUUAAAAAUCUGGUCCCCCAUCUGAACACAGUGUUCCCAAUAUGGGCCGACCAGGGCAGAGGACACGUGAUUGAAUCAGGUUUGUGUUUUUUUUUUUGGCUGCAGCAUCAUGCUGUUGAUGCAUAUUGACCUUGUAGUCUACCAAGUGCCACCCCCACCAUCCCCCCUCUCCCCGCCCUGAUCUUUGUCAGAUAAACUACUAUCUGGUUAUGUUUUCCACAUCUUAUACUUGUAAAUUUCAUUUUUUAAAAAAAUCCAUGACACACAUUACAUUUUUUUCUUAUUACAUUUCAUCUUUUUGAGGGGGUGGGGCA
Messenger RNA from Dromiciops gliroides (monito del monte), 2177 nucleotides. It is a transcript of the gene SYTL3, whose product is annotated as synaptotagmin like 3. The record is from RefSeq and is a predicted model, not a curated record. Gene Ontology annotation, molecular function: neurexin family protein binding; small GTPase binding. The transcript is spliced from 13 exons. The coding region runs from base 1 to 1479 and encodes 492 amino acids. NCBI's taxonomy places the organism in Eukaryota, Metazoa, Chordata, Mammalia, Microbiotheria, Microbiotheriidae. Gene Ontology annotation, cellular component: exocytic vesicle; plasma membrane. Gene Ontology annotation, biological process: exocytosis; intracellular protein transport.